AUGGCUGAAAGGGGUACUGAAGGUUGGGUUAAGUUCUUCCGGGAAGCAGGAAUUCCUGCAGCAAUAGCUGCAGAUUAUGCUAUUACGUUCAAUGAUAAUCGCAUACAGAGGAAUAUGCUGUUGGAUUUGAACAGAGAAAUACUAAAGGAAAUGGGCAUUACGUUGAUAGGAGAUGUGAUUGCAAUAUUGAGACAUGCAAAAACAGUUCAUGACAAGAGAGCACGUGAAAGAAUUUUGGCUGCACAAUCAUCACCACAAAAGUCUGCAUCCCGUGGCCAAAAAGAUGGAACAGAGACAUCAGUAAAGGCAAGGAAACACAACGCAUCAAAAGAAUCAGGAAAACAGCCUUUCUCACUGGCUGCUCAAAAUGAAGUGGUGACUGUGGCCCCAAAAAAACGUAUUGCACCUGUUCAGUCUGAAAUUGCGGUCAGGCAGAAUGAAGAAGAUACCAGCAUGGAGGUGGACGAUGAAAUAAAAGUCAUCACACCGGUUCAACCACCCACAAAGAAGGCACGCAUGGUUCUACCAGAGCAUGAAGGUGGUUACCGCAUCACCAUGCCUGCAGGCACGACACCUCCAAGUCGUGCCAUCCUUUCAAUGGCGAGACAAUCAAACAAGCACCAUGGAACAGUAUUUGACCGCCUGGGAGAAUGUGUUGUGUCGAGUACUACAGGAGGAGGGACUCCUCCGGAAGAAACAGCCGGUGCUGGAACGACAGUCAUUACUGUCACAGGAGUAACUCCCAGUCCGAACAAGGUAGGAAAUUCAGUAUUUUCCCGUCUAGGACGAAAGAAAGCAGCUGCAUCACCUGUGGCAAAUUCAGCAACACCCGUGCGUGCUAUGAGGUCGAGUGGGCCAGUGCCAGGGCAGCUGCAGUAUGCAGGCAUACUUAAAAAGAAUUCCAAUUCGCCGUCAAGGAAAGGCACUAUUGUAAUAAAACAAAAAAAAGACUGGGACCAUGCGAGCAGAUGAGGAAACAGGAACUGCAAAAGAACGAUUGGGACUGAAGGAAGAUGGUCAAAAAGGGAGCACACUUAUUGAACCUGCAGUGGUCAGAAAGAUUCUUUCAACAACAGGAAAGAUGUCUGCGGGAAUACUGAGCAAUCCAGAA
Schistocerca piceifrons (Central American locust) is the source of this 1111-nucleotide messenger RNA. RefSeq lists its product as uncharacterized. Bases 1 to 972 code for a protein of 323 amino acids. NCBI's taxonomy places the organism in Eukaryota, Metazoa, Arthropoda, Insecta, Orthoptera, Acrididae. The record is from RefSeq and is a predicted model, not a curated record. Gene Ontology annotation, cellular component: nucleus. The transcript has a single exon.